Molecule: messenger RNA, 1222 nt
Organism: Eruca vesicaria subsp. sativa (arugula)
Lineage: Eukaryota; Viridiplantae; Streptophyta; Magnoliopsida; Brassicales; Brassicaceae
Source: the annotation of a GenBank genome assembly
UUGCUUCGUCGGGGGGUUUAUGAAGGGCUUUGAUACGAAUCUCCGUCUCCAACCUUCUCCACAACUCUCCAAUGCUUUCUUGCCUAAAAAGCUAACCCUAACCAACCCUAACUUCAGAUCUUCCUCCUCUCCACCAAUGUUGAAGCUUUUCUCCUCCUCUGCUUCCCGAGCCCACCACCAUCUGACCCCCGCGAUUCGACCCGGGACUCGCUCAGUGGACUCUCCCCUUUUCAAAGCGCUGAGUCAGUUCACCGGGUUGAAUCGGAGAUCGAGUUCGCUUGGUCACCGUGUUUUCUUCUGCUCUGAUAGCGCCUCUGACGCAGAGGCGGUGGCUGAGGCUGAGGCUAAGGUAGCAGAGGCGGAAUCCGAAGGGUCUGAUUCGAAAUCUUCGUCGGCGAUUGUGUCUACUAACCCUAGACCCGAAGAUUGUUUAACGGUUCUAGCAUUGCCGGUGCCACAUAGGCCGCUUUUUCCUGGGUUUUACAUGCCAAUCUAUGUCAAGGAUCCUAAAGUACUCGCAGCUUUACAAGAGAGCAGAAGACGUCAAGCUCCAUAUGCUGGAGCCUUCCUUCUGAAGGAUGCCCCAUCAACUGAUUCAUCUUCAAGCACCGACAUAGAGAAAAACAUAAAUGAGCUGAAAGGGAAAGAUUUGCUUGAACGGCUUCACGAAGUUGGCACACUUGCUCAGAUUUCAAGUAUCCAAGGGGACCAAGUUAUCCUCGUUGGUCACAGACGGCUUCGCAUAACAGAGAUGGUGAGUGAAGAACCACUUACCGUCAAAGUCGAUCAUCUUAAGGAUAAGCCAUUUGACAUGGACGAUGAUGUCAUCAAGGCAACAUCCUUUGAAGUAAUUUCAACGCUUAGGGAUGUGCUAAAGACGAGCUCACUCUGGAGAGAUCACGUCCAGACGUAUACACAGCAUAUAGGUGAUUUCACUUAUCCACGGUUAGCCGAUUUUGGAGCGGCAAUCUGUGGUGCAAAUAGGAAGCAAGCUCAAGAAGUUCUUGAAGAACUGGAUGUUCAUAAACGUCUGCGGCUGACGCUGGAACUGAUGAAAAAAGAAAUGGAAAUUAGCAAGAUUCAGGAAACCAUAGCAAAAGCAAUUGAAGAAAAAAUUAGCGGUGAGCAACGCCGUUACUUGCUAAACGAGCAGCUCAAGGCUAUAAAGAAGGAGCUCGGUGUGGAGACAGAUGAUAAAUCUGCACUUUCUGGUCAGUACUAA